AUGCCAUCUGCGAGCAAAGGCAAAGGAAAAGGCCGCGAUGUUCGACCGUCGCGGAGCCGCAACACCACUCCUAGCUCUGGUUUCAGCGCAGCCCCGACCGCAACCUCCGCACCCCUCUCCAGCUAUCUCUACAACGAUGCGUCCAAAUUGAUGAUUCCUGUGACUAUCCAAUAUGGGGAAAUCUUAGAGCGCAUGGGAGGCGUUGGCCCUAUUCCGGACUCAAAGUCACUAGAGUUGUUGAUUGAGCAUCUGAAGUCCCUCGGUGAAUUGGCAGAGGCGCGCGGAGAUGCAUGCAACGCCGGCAUUAGGGAGCUGUCCCAGAAGCGCAAGGAAGUAGUGGAUGAGCCCGAAUAUGACACCGGGGACCGCCCGAAGAUGAAGCGAGAGGCGGAUGAUGAUGAAGAUGACAGUAAAGCAUUCAAGGCAGGAAAAUUGAAGAAGCGGAAGGAACGUGGGAGCAGUUCAAAGGAGGAACGGCCCUUGACCCAUGGGGCACAUGAAAUUAGUCGUCAGGAUGGUGCAGAGACAAAGGUGGAAGGGGCUGCCUCUCCGGCGUCCAAAAAAUCCAAAAAUGCCGCGUCCGAAGAAGCCUCUUCAUUAUCUCCACCAUCAUUGGCAUCACCACGGCCGGCCGGCACCGAUGCAGAUGCAGGUUCGCCCGGGUCAGACGAUAGCUCGGAGUCGCACCAACCUGAACCCGCUCCAUCCGUACCUCAGAUUCAGGUGUUCGGUCCUAAUCCGCUUAAGUUCGAUGAUCCCACCAUAUAUCAUAUCCGAGACGUUGAGCCAGGCAUGACAGAUGAGGAGAAGAAAGAGAUAUACAGCGUUAAUGUGUUCCCUCCAAGCGACUUGCGCCAUCUUAUGGCUGGCAUUCCACCGGACCGGGAUUUUAGCAACUCCAAGCCUACCAAUCAAGUGAACGCCAACACCUUUCUCCUCUACAUUGACCCUUACGUCCGGCCCCUGAUGGAGGAGGAUAUCGCUUUUCUGAAAGAAAAGGGCGACAGAGUUACACCUUUUAUGAUGCCGAAGCGCGGUAAAAAGCAUUAUACCGACGCUUGGGCUGAGGAGGAUGGACUCAUGAACCUCGACCAGCCCAACGGCGAUAAGGAGCGUCUGCCCUUGAACCAGGGCCGCGGGAAUAUCGACCAAGUAACAGACGAGACAGUGGAAACAGACAAGGUCUCCGUCGGUCCGCUGGUCAGCCGUCUCUAUUCCCUACUCCGCUACGAACAUCGCGCGCCCGAGGAGGCAACCACAAACGGAACCACGAACGGAGACGUCUCACUGAACGGCUUGAACGGAGAUUCAAUGGACAUCGACCAUCCAACCGGCGAUCCAGAAUCCAAACCGAAACCCUCUGCAACCUCCUUCCGCGACGCAGACACCAACGGCUUCAAAGUACCCGCCGCAAAACUCGACCACGCGCAGCUAGACGAACGAUUGAAAGCCGAACUCCGCCACGUGGGUUUCCUCAACCCAGACGAUAAUCCUGACUACGAUGCGCAUUACGAUGACGACAUCGCACAGCGCCUCCGCCUCCUCCAGAGCGAGCUCAAGAAACAAAUGAUCAUCAACAGCGCGCGCAAGACACGACUUCUCGAAAUCGCUCGCGAACGCAUGGCUUUCCAGGAAUACAUGACCAUUCACGACGAUCUCGACUCGCAAGUUCAGCAAGCCUACCUCAAGCGCACGCGCACACUGGGGAAGAGCAAGAAGGGCUCGCAGGCGAAACACAGACCAGGCGGUGCAGGCGGUGGAAGCCACGUCGUCAGCGCCGCGGGUAUCAGCCGCCCGGCUAUCGGAGACGUUGCACGGACGCUCAUGGACAGACGCAAGCGCUGGCGGGACUGCAUCGGGCCGGUGUUCAAGGACUGCAAGACGACCGUACCUAGUGCUAACGAGAGCAUCUUUACGCCAUCACUUAUGAGUGAGUAUGAGAAGGCGGAACUUGAUGGGUGGGAAGAGGAACAGGAGUAA
Messenger RNA from Aspergillus calidoustus, 1980 nucleotides. The record is from the annotation of a GenBank genome assembly. NCBI's taxonomy places the organism in Eukaryota, Fungi, Ascomycota, Eurotiomycetes, Eurotiales, Aspergillaceae.